GCUAGACCACAAACGUCAAACAAUAAACUUUACUGUAAACGUAAAGUGUAAAUUCUGAAUGACGUAAAUUGGGCAAUGAGCGUAGCAAAGGAAUCACAAAAUAAAUAAAUAGAGCAAUUGAGCAAUUUGAAAUUUAAUGUGUUCUGUGCAGAGAUUAUGGAGGAGUAAAUAGUAAAUAAUAUAUUUCCGAAAUUUUAACUUUUGGGUAUACGUUUAAGUUUUUCGAGUCAUUUGAUUCAUAUUCAAUCUUAGCCUGUGAAAAUAUAUCAUAAAAAUAAUUGGCUUUCAUUGGCUUAUGCACUUACUUACUUAUAGAAACUUACUUGUGUAUUUUUAUUUAUGAUCAAUUAUGGCACUGUGCGUAGCGGUAGUUAGCAAAGAGAAUGCUCCAAAAUAUGUAACUUCAUUGAACCCAGAACACGAACUACAAAUUCAAUAUGAAAUACAUUCAUCAAUUGACUUCGUGGAAGAAAAAUUGAAAACUGGUAAAAAGGAUAUGCGAGAUCUGUAUUUGGGACUAUUGUAUUCUACUGAAGAUCAUAAAAUAUAUGGAUAUGUUACAAAUACUAAAGUAAAAUUUUUUGUUGUGAUAGAUUCUAGCAACUUGUUAUUAAGAGAUAAUGAAAUACGUUUUAUGUUCCGAAAAUUGCAUACAGCUUAUACCGAUUUAAUGUGUAAUCCGUUUUAUAUUCCUGGAGAUUAUAUUACAUCUGAGAAUUUCAACAAAGUUGCCAGAGGUAUUUUAACUGGGAAUUCAUAAGUAGAUAAAUAAUAUAAUAAUAAUGAAAUAUAAUUCAAUAAAAAUAUUUUAAACUUAAGAAAAUUGUUAAAAUUUA
This is a messenger RNA of Myzus persicae (green peach aphid), 836 nucleotides long. RefSeq names its product trafficking protein particle complex subunit 2-like protein. Gene Ontology annotation, biological process: endoplasmic reticulum to Golgi vesicle-mediated transport. Gene Ontology annotation, cellular component: cytoplasm; TRAPP complex; nucleus. Bases 350 to 760 code for a protein of 136 amino acids. The record is from RefSeq and is a predicted model, not a curated record. The transcript has 5 exons. NCBI's taxonomy places the organism in Eukaryota, Metazoa, Arthropoda, Insecta, Hemiptera, Aphididae.